UGAAAUUAAUGGUCAGUGACAAUAAGAAAUGAAGAAACCCCCCCUCCUCUUUCUCGCUCGCUCUGAGAAACCCGGCUUGCCAUCAGAGAUUCUUUUCUGUACGCGACGCCCCGACCUCGGUUCUUCGCUCUCCGCCGUCCGAUCCAUAUCUCUCUCUCUCUAGAAAAACGAGAACGACCGGAAACCAAGAAGAAAGAAAAAAAAGGAAAAUUUAUAUUCUUGGCCACCGGGAGUCAUAUUCCUUUUCUUGAUUCUAUUUAGAUCCCAUAUUCUCACACCUUCCCCCGACAUCUUCCCUUUCCCCUUGUUCGGAUCUCUCUAUGCUGCUGCCACAGAGCAACUCCAUAUAACCCACCCUCCCUUGUCCUUCCAGACUCCAUAAGGGAGACCCAAAAACAGUAAAAACGAGAAAAGGAUUAAAAAAGAGAGGCGACAAUGGAUGAUGAUCAUCAGUCCCGGAAAAUGCAGGGCUACAUGGAAGCUUUGGAGGAAGAGAAGCGCAAGAUCCAAGUCUUCCAACGCGAGCUCCCUCUUUGCUUGGAGCUUGUGAACCAAGCGAUCGAGUCGUGCCGACAGCAGUUAUCUGGUACCACCACGGAGUACAUGCAGGGAGGCCAAUCCCAGUGUUCGGAGCAAACUUCGACUGAUGGUCCGGUCCUGGAGGAAUUCAUUCCUAUUAAGAGAGUAUGCUCAGCUUCUGAUGAAGAAGAAGAAGAAGAAGAAGAUGAUGAUGAUGAUGAUGAUGAGCAACAUUCGCACAAGAAUCCUAAGAGCGACCACGCCACCGACAAAAAGAAAUCUGACUGGCUCAGAUCUGCUCAGCUGUGGAAUCAGACCGCCCCAGCUCCACCUCUUCAACAGGAGUCUACACCGAGAAGGGUUUCGGUGGUGGAGGUGACGAGAAAUGGCGGAGCUUUUCAGCCUUUUCUUAGAGAAAACAAGUCUCCUGUGAAGACCACCAGUCACGAUAAUACUAAUUAUCAGAACAACAACGACGACAAUAACAACAACCAAGCUUUCGUCGAAUUACAUUCGCCGGUCCCUGUUGCCGCCACGAGCUCGACGGCGGACACCACGAAGGGCAACGGCAACGGAAGCAGGAAGGAGGAGAAGGAAGGGCAGGCUCAGAGGAAGCAACGUCGGUGCUGGUCGCCGGAGCUGCACCGGCGGUUCUUGCAAGCUCUUCAACAGCUCGGUGGUUCACAUGCUGCAACCCCAAAGCAGAUUAGGGAGCUGAUGAAGGUGGAUGGCCUUACUAAUGACGAAGUUAAAAGCCAUUUGCAGAAAUAUCGUCUGCACACCAGAAGACCGAGUCCGACCAUCCAACACAACGGCAGCUCUCAAGCACCUCAGUUCGUGGUGGUGGGGGGCAUAUGGGUCCAGCCCCCGGAGUACGCGGCGGUGGCUGCCUCCGCGACGACCGCGUCCGGGGAGGCGGCGAAGCCCCCCGCCGCUUCGGCCGGGGUUUACGCGCCGCUGGCGAUUGCGGCGGCGCCACAACAAAGGAACCAAUCCAAGGAUCACUCCCCGUCGCAUUCGGAAGGAAGAGGGAGCCACAGCGCGGGGGAUGCUCACUCUAAAUCGCCGUCUACGUCUUCUUCCACUCACACCGCCGCAUCUUCUCCUGUGGAUUGAUUUUUGAUUCGUUCUUCUUUUUGAGACAAAUUUUUGUAAGAAAUAAUGUUAAAAUCGAGGAAGUGUAAUGUUA
Rhodamnia argentea is the source of this 1708-nucleotide messenger RNA. Its product is annotated as transcription factor HHO2-like. Gene Ontology annotation, molecular function: DNA binding; DNA-binding transcription factor activity. Bases 436 to 1635 code for a protein of 399 amino acids. The record is from RefSeq and is a predicted model, not a curated record. Gene Ontology annotation, biological process: regulation of DNA-templated transcription. The transcript is spliced from 5 exons. Lineage: Eukaryota; Viridiplantae; Streptophyta; Magnoliopsida; Myrtales; Myrtaceae.